Molecule: messenger RNA, 2628 nt
Organism: Drosophila virilis
Lineage: Eukaryota; Metazoa; Arthropoda; Insecta; Diptera; Drosophilidae
Gene: Xe7
Product: A-kinase anchor protein 17A
Source: RefSeq, a predicted model, not a curated record
AUAUUGCUCUCAUCUCUAGCAGUUAAAAAAGUGCAAAAGCAGCAAAGUGAAAAAUUUUAUAGUGCCUCGUUUUUAGGAAAAACUUGGCAAUAAAAAACUAUAGAAAAUGUUGCGGACUGCACGCCGCUGUAUCUGCCGCACAGUUUGUACCUCAAGCCGUUGGCAAAAAUGCAAAUAUCAGUUGCAUUGCCCGAAAAAAUCAAAACCGGAAAAUCCGUUUCCAACCUAGAGAUAAUGGAUAAACUCAGUGCAGAACUCAAGCCGGAUAAAUUUUUGGUGCUUAAGGUCUCCAAGAGCACCGUUAACUACAUACGUUUCGAGGCGGAGCUGGACGAGCGCAAGCGCUUACGUUUGGCCAUUGAGCGCUUGGACGGCGUUGCCUUGCGCUUGUCUGGCUUCAGUGACGCCUUUCGUGUGCGCUGCACCGAGACUAAGGAUGAGUUUCCCACCCGCCACGACUGGGACUCAUAUUUUCGGGAUGCCCGCAACAUGGACGAGAUGAAGGCGGGCGAGCGACCGGACACUAUACAUAUCACGCACCUGCCCAUACGCUGGUUCUGUGCGCGCCAUGCCGAAAACGACGAGCAUGUGAAACCCAGCGAGAGCAUCUUCAAACGCAUCUUCGAGAAGUUCGGGCGCGUGCGUACAGUUGAUAUACCCAUCUGCGAUCCGUAUAGAAAGAGCAUGCAGUCGGAUAUCAGCGGCAUGAGAACGUUUAGCUUUGAGCAGGAUGUGCUCUUUGAAGCCUAUGUGCAAUUCGAGGAAUACUCGAGCUUUGUGCGUGCGAUGGACGAGUUCAGGAGCACCAAGUUGGUGCGCAAGUUUGUGGACAAGACACAGGCCAUCAACAUUAACGUCAACUUUGACAAACAGAAGCAUCUGAGUGAUUCGCACGUACAGCGGCGCGAGCGCAUGCGGAAACGCUGCAUUGCUAAGGCUCAGGCUGAGGAUGAAGAGCGCGAGCGCGAAAGAAAGAAACAAGCGGAGCUGGAGGAUCGCGAAAGGCAAAAGCAAGAACAAUUGAAAUUAGCCGAGUUGGAGAAACAGCGAGAGCGUGAAGAGAAGCGAAAGGAGAAGCAUCUGAAAAAGAUACAGGAGCGCGGCCAAGUGGAGAUCUCGCAAAAGAUACGCAUCGAGGAGCGCAAACUGAUGAUAGCGCAGCGAAAGCUAGAGAGCAUACGCAUCCUGGAGCAGGUAUUCGAGCGGAUACAGCUUAAACAAAAGCGAAAAUCGCAUAGUGCCCAACAUGAUGAGGCGAAAGAUGUGCAGCGCGGUCGGCUGGUGGAAAAGUACAAGAGUGCCACGGAGAAACUAGUCUGUGAUCAGCGCAAGCUUGUCCAGGAGAUCAAAAGCAAUACUCCGCUCAUGGGCCUGCUCAAGAGCAAGUCUAAGAAGAGCAGCGGCACCGCCGCAGCCAGCAGCGAGGAAGAAGGCACGAUUGGUAACAAAGGACAUAAGGUCAAUGGCAGGAUUGUGGACGCCAGUGUACCUGCAGCAGUAGCUGCUCAGACGGCCAGUGCCAAUGCGAAUGUGGUACUCAAUCCGUUCAAGGCUGUAACGGCUGCUUUGGCCGCGGGCGCUGUACCGGGCACAGCUGCGGCUGCAGCGUAUAAUGCGGAGGCAGCCAGCGAAUGGAUGCAAUCGCUUUCCAUGUUUGGCUACGGCAUGCCGACCGUAUUUCCCGGGGCAGCACUAUAUCGUGCACCCGGUCCACCGCCGUUUCCCGUGUCUAGCAAUUAUCGCGGCUUUGCGCCGCGUCCGCGCGGCCGCGGACGAGGUCGCGGCAUGCGGGGCAGUCGAAUUGGCUACGACUCUCACUCCUCCUCCUACUAUAAUCCCAAGCACUACGAUGGCGAUCGCUAUGACGAAGGCGAUGGCGACGAUGACUACUACCAUAAGUCCUCGCGCGGCAGAAAUCGUUCACGGUCCAGCUCCUAUUCGCGCAGUCGCAGUCGUUCGCGUGGACGUCGUCUAAUUUGUCGUUCCAGGCGUUCACAUUCACGCAGCCGCAGUCGCUCCAAUUACCGCAAGUCCUCUUACUCAUCGCGCUCCAGACGCAGCCACAGUCGUUCACAUUCGCGCAGUCGCAGCAAAACGCCGGCGCAGCGCAAGAAUCGCAAAUUGGCAUCAACUCGACGUUCACGCUCCAGCAGCUACUCACGUUCCCGUUCCCGAUCCCACACACACUCGAAGCGCUCCAAUUCGCGCCGUGAGCGUCGCAGUCAUAGCCGUAGUCGCAGCCGCAGCCGCAGCAAUUCAUCGAAACGCAUCGUUCUUGAGGCUGACAAGCUAGUGGCCUCCGCGGAGCACAUACAGCGAACCAUUGAGCAGCACACCAAGGAUCGCAUGCGAGAGGAGGUGCGCGAGAUAAAACAGACGUUUCGGCAUCAGCGCAAGAGCGACCAAACAGAUGCGGAUGCUCAUACCGCCGAUCCAGAUACCAACCGGUCAACAGCGGAAGAGGAGAUAGAGGCAGACGAUGAACGUAAAAGACAUGGCAGUAGCAAGCGAAGCAGUCGACGCAAUUCUAUAGCCGCAUAGCAUAAUUUUACAUUACAUAAAUGACACAGUUCACAAUAAAAUAUUAAGUUAAAACCAUGUACAUUAUAGCACCAUAUCGCUUACAAA